AUAUUUCUCUGGCGUUGUACAAAGCCACAUUUCGUUCUUCAAUUAUGGCUGAGAAGGAGUUGUAUUUCCGGCCUUCCGCCUCAUCUUCGAUCUCCUUUUUCUUAUACGGGACGAAACGACCUGUAGAAAGAAAAGGUAAUUCUUCAAUAUAAGUGGAAGAAUACAGGCACAGAAAACAGAGAGGCCGACAGAGAGGGAGACCUUCUCUUCAUUCUCGUGUUGUUUGGGUGGUCGUGAUCUCUUCUUUGAGGCGGUGGAGUCAUAUGCAAAGAGCGACUGCUGAUGCUGAUGUCUGCUUCUCUCUGCCAUUGAUGGGGGUUCGGUUGCAUGAAAGAAAGGAGUUAAUACUUAAUACACUCGACUGGAAAAAGAUUCAGACUUCAGAGACAGACAGAUUACUGAAUUAACAUUGGGUCCACUACCCUUACCAAGUACCAGGAAUUAGUCUAUUGCAAGGCUACUGGAAGACUGCGGGAGCUGAGCUGCUUGGACACAAGCAACUUUGGAAGAAAAGCUUAGUUAUAAGGAAGCAUUUUUCUUACUGUACAAGUCUUAUAUGUUGUAGUUACAAGGAAGCACUCUGAUUACCUCCCCUUGAAUGGCAACAGACAAGUGCGUAAGUCUUAUACAUUGUACUAACAAGAAUUAGAGAACAUUUAGGAAUGCCAAUGCCAGUGGAUCGGGUCUGGUUAGGGACAAGGUGGACCAGUUCCGAGCUGAUUAUUAAUUGGUUCUAUAAAGUAGUUCCAGAGCCAAACCAAUUAUUAAUUAGCAUAAUUGGGUUUGCUUGACAAUUGACAUCUAUAAUUACAUAUGAUAGUAACAAUUUAGAACUUCAUUUUUGAUAAUUUAACCUUAAUGAUAAUGAAAGUAAAUAGAAACUGUAUAUGUUGAUAAAGCUUGUGUUUUUUAAUCAAAAUUAUCUUAUAUAAUGUAUACGAAAUUUACCUUUCAGACAUACAAUAUACUAAAACUCACAAGAAAACCAGGAGCUAUUAUAUACUAUUAACUAUAUAAUUGGUUCAGGUUUUAAUUGGUUUGGAAACAGCAAGAACUGGUCUCCACCCAAUUAUAAUUGGGACACAAAAGAACAUUUUAGACUUGCUAUAUUCCCCUAACUUUCAACACAUCUCUGGCUACUUGUAAUCUGCAAAAUUUUCAGAGCAUCAUACAUCAUAUGACUGGGUGACCUGAAUGGGAAAGAAAGAACAAAAAAUUGAUCUGUUUGUACUAGUGAGGCUGUGUUCCCAUGUAAAAUAGAUAAUUAAAAUAUUUCAGAGUGAAAGUUUUUCCUUGCUUUUCCAGGGGUAUUGGCCUUUAAGGUGGGUAGAGGGGACAGAUUGAGUUUCUGGGAAGACUCUUGGUGUGCUGAGCUCCCCCUAACUGAGUUGUUCCCUCAACCUUUUCAGUGCUCAGAGAACCAAGAUGCCUUAGUUGCUCACUGUCUUAAGCUCCUGGGCAGUAAUGCCAUCUGGGAUCCACAUUUCAGGAGUUUUCAAGAUUGGGAAAUGGAUGGGGUGUUGGGAAUGCUUCAGCUGCUCAAGGAAUAGGCUGUAGAUACCAGCCAGGAGGAUGAAUGAAGGUGGAAGUGCAAUGGGGAUGGUCUCUUUUCUGUAAAAUCCAUGUCAUCCAGACUGAAUGACAGCAAUGGUGUUUGUCUUCCCCUUGAGCAGAUCUGAAACCCAGUCAGUCUGUCCAAGAUCAUCUUCUUAGUCUGGGCUAUGGUGUUGGACAAAUGUCUGGCGAAGGAGAAUGUGUCUAGGAGGGGUAUGCAGAUCCAGGAUACGAACUGUGGCUUAUGUGGGCAGGAAUUGGAGACUGUUGACCACCUGAGUAUUCACUGUAUGGCCUCUUCUCAAAUCUGGGGGCACUUGAUCGAAACCAUAGGGAUCUAUUGGGUCAUGCCACGUUCAGUAUAGCUACUUCAGUGUUGGAGCUUGCUGGUCCUGAACAAGAAGGGGAAGUGUGUACCCAUCCAUCCCUGCUGCUGUGUUAGGGACUGUAUGGGCUGAGAGAAACAGGAAAGUUCAGUAAAAGAGCUACUUUGGUGGUGGCUUGGGUCUCUGUUGCUAAAUAGUUUAAAGCUUUAAGCAGCAGAAUGUCUCUCUAUUGCUUAGCUCAAAAAGUUUGGUAUUUGUAAUCGGUUGUACCAUGCUUCUUGUUAAAAUUUUUUCUUAUCGUCUCUCAAAAAAAAAUCAGAAUGAAUUCCAGGUUUCAACCAAUUUCAGAAUGAAAAUUUUCCAUCUCAUAUUACAUUGAAACAAUCAAUAGAAACUUAACAGAAAAUUUUACAUGUAUCUGCCGAAAAGUGACUUAUUGGCCGUUUGAAAAUGACUGAAGUAACUGAACUGAAUUCUUGUUAUAUUAUCAUAUAAUGAUGUCAAAAUGGGUCAAUUUAGCAAAUAUGUAGGUUUAUUGUCAAAUUACAGGUUAAAAGCAUAGCUGUCAAAAUGGGUCAAUUUAACAAAGGAUCUGGUGCAGAAUUGGUUCUGCACAUUUACUUAUUGGGUCGAGACCAAGUCUACCCUGACCAGGACCAGACCUGACUAAAUGUAUUUGCACUUGCUUUUCUUGAUUUUUGAUAUACUUUCUUUCCAACUACAUUUGUUCAGUAAACUUGUUCUUCAUUUUUAACCAGCAAGCUGAGGACCUUGUGAUCUCUUAACUCCUUCCAGCUUGAUGUUGGUCCUUCCCAAUCCAACUUAUCUUCCUUUAUUUCAACAUCACUUUUGGUCCUUAGACUGAUUUGAUUACAGGCAACUAUUCUAGCAUUUUCAGCCUUAUAACCCUAUCUUAACCUAACCAACAGCACUUGCUUUCCCGUAGAUAUUCAUAGAAACCUUAUCUUUGGAUUCUAAUGACGUUUUCAGCCUCUUUGCUGGUGGUUCUGCAUCAGUCAUUCCCUAAUACAAAUUGAACCACCAUCUUCUCUGUGAUUACGAAUUCAAUUGACAACAGCUCAUAUAUGUUGACAGCUCGCUGCAAGUGAAACUGCCCAUCUUUGUGCAAGCAUCUUGGGAGAACUUGUUAAUUUUUCUAGAAUGAAUUUGGAGACAGUAGUGCAUAAUGGGGGAUGCCAUUGCAAACAAGUCAGAUGGAGAGUCCAAGCUCCAAGUAGUGUGGUUGCUUGGAAGUGCAACUGCUCCGAUUGUGCCAUGAGAGGCAAUGUUCACUUUGUAGUUCCUGCAUCAAGGUUUGAGUUGUUGGGAGAGUCCGAAAAAUUCCUCAUCACAUAUACCUUUGGCACACACACGGCGAAGCACAUUUUCUGCAACGUCUGUGGCAUAACAUCAUUCUAUGUACCACGGUCAAAUCCAGAUGGCAUUGCGGUGACAGUCAAAUGUGUAGACCCUGGGACACUGUCUCAUGUUGAGAUAAGGCAAUUUGAUGGGGUAAACUGGGAGACGUCCUAUAACCAGACAUCCAUUGCAUCAUGCUCUAAGCUGGAGACUGAAGCCAAAUGAAUCUCCACUAGAAGACAUGCAAAUUGGUUAGAAAAGUGUCAAACUGAUCGGGAGGUACCUAUCUUUGUUCCUGUUCUGAAAAGGAUUAUACCUUCUUAACUGGUGUUUGAGCUACAAGCACAAAUGUAUUUAUUGAAAUGAAAAACGAAACCGAUUCACCCCAAGCAUAUUGGAGAAUCACCUCUGGAGUGGGGGUUGGCAGUCAUAAUGUUAUGUGAGUAGUCAAGCUUAAAGAUUUUGUUGCAAAUCCUUCUCUUUUUGUAGAAAAAAUGUGUGACCUUAAACAUUAUGAACUUGACAUGAAACUCUGUUUCUUAAUAAACGACUACUGUUGAAUUUUGAUUCCUCUUA
Messenger RNA from Nelumbo nucifera (sacred lotus), 3815 nucleotides. The record is from RefSeq and is a predicted model, not a curated record. NCBI's taxonomy places the organism in Eukaryota, Viridiplantae, Streptophyta, Magnoliopsida, Proteales, Nelumbonaceae.